UAAAACGUGCAUUUAACUCACCAGUUGAGGUUUUAGGUCAAAAGUGUAAUUAAAUCAUAAACAAAGUUAUAUAGUUUGGAAAUAAUUCCAUUUGCUGAAAAUCAUAAAGUGUUUGACAUUUGGGAUCCCAAAAUACCGUUUAAAAAUAUUUACAGCAUAUAAGUACAACAAAGUCGGCUAGACGUCAAAAUCUAGGUUUUAAUACAAUCAUCUCUCAAAACCACUGGCUGUGGCAGCCAGGCAGGCCAAACAUGUACGCGCUGCUUCACGCUCUCCGUACUCAUGGUUGGUUGACUUUCCCCUUGCCCUUACCUGCACCACAGAGCACCCAUGAGCCAAAGCCCAGCAAGAAAACCUUCACAAGAUGAAAACAUAUGCAUAACAAACACUUAGCAUAUAAACAGGCCAUCAAUAGGCUAAACACAUACGACCAUGCCGUCCUAGGCGCUUUACCAGGCCUUGGGUUUGCGGUCCAUACCAUAAGGAUAUCCCAGGUAUCCUUUAGGGUCUCACCCUGGUAACUCGUACUCCACGUGCUAAACGCUGCACCCGGCCCCUUGCCGCACUCGACCUUGCACUCUACGUGCCUAACGCCAUUCCCGACCUUGCCGACCUCGGCCUGCGCCGUUCCCGGCUCUUGCCGAACAUUUACACAUUUGCAUUCAUAGCAUAAUAAAGCAUAUACUGAACACGAACAAAUUCAAUCAAAGGGCUACGCCCUGAAAUACAAUCAUAUGGGGCUCUGCCCUGCAUACAAACUGUAUGGGAACAGUGGUUUUCUUACCUGCGUCCCAAGCUUUCCAAGCACCGAUGUCCCGAGCACAGUUCCCUAGUCCGAGCCUCGCCGAAGCCCUAGUCACAACACAUUAACAAUAUCCACCUAUCAAACUAUAAUCCAAUAAAUAACCUCAAACCAUAAUUCUAAUCCAAUUAUAUCAAUCCAGGUGAUAAAUCCAUCCCGAGCCUUAACUAGUGAAUUCCUGAGCCUAAAACCUCUUAAAAACCCAAAAGUACCUUAAGCACCGCGACCCUAGGUUCUCAUGCCGCGGCCCCCAGCUCAACUUGAGGCGUUGCCUCAAAAUUGCCCACACGCGCUGCGACCCUUCCUGAAGGGCACCGCGGCGCGCCUCCAAUUCCUGACGCCCCAAGUUCAAAGGGGCUACAGCUCAGCAAGAGCAGAGCCGCGACCCAACCCCUCGAACCCAGAAAAACUCAUCAUUUUCACCUCGAAAACCAAUCCAAUUACCCCCAAAAUCAAGCCAACAGUCCAGACUAAUUAUCACAAAGGUUCUAUGACAAUCUCAGCAUCAAAACCUAACAAAGACUAGCCCCAAAAUUCAGCCAAGCAAUCAAGAACAAAUCUAAACUUAGCUAACAUGCAAACUCUGAAAAUAUACCAGCAGCUAUUCAGUACAAACUACUAAGAUUUAAGCUUACCAUUGCUAAAUUAUGCUUCUGAGCUAAUCUUCUAGGUUCCAAGCUUCAAUUCUCCAAAGCUCCAGCUUGAAUCUCUGAAUUUUCCUAGCUCAUUUCCUCAAGGUUUCCCCCUUAGUGUGGUUUUGAAAAAGAAAGAGAGAAAGGCAGAGGCUUGAGUCGGUUUCUCCAAGUUUCCCAAUAUUUCCUCUGUUUUGUUUUAUUUAACUUAAGCUUUAAGGUUACCUCAAAGCUCGGGGUACCAAAAACGUCCCCGAGGGAAAAAUGGUAAAUUUCCCCAAUAUUCUCUCCUAGACAUUCUAACCUCAAAUAUAUCUCCAAAUAUUUAUUUCCAUAACUCGAUAACCCCAUAAAACAUCUAAUACCAAAAAUACACCUCGACUCGCCUUGAGUCGGAUUCUCAACCCCGUUGUGACUUUCUGGCUAACUGCUCCCUAGGACUGUCUCGGAUCGUGCUACACAGAUAUAUCACAAACAUAUCACAUUUAUCACAUAUGCACAUAAAUUCAUAUAUUAUAACAAUAAUUCACUUAUUGCCCACCAGGCACGCUAAUCAAGGCCCUAAGCCCUAUUGGCAAAUUUGGGUCGUUACAACUAUCCCCUCCUUACAGAAAUUUCGUCCUCGAAAUUACCUAAAUAACUCGGGAUACUGCUCCCUCAUCUCUGAUUCAAGUUCCCUCGUCGCCUCCUCAACCUUGCUUUUCCUCCACAACACUUUCACCAAGGCGAUGGUCUUGCUCCGCAAGACUUUAUCCUUCCGGUCAAGAACCUGAACCGGUUUCUCCUCAUAGGACAAAUCCUGAUCUAGCUCCAAUUUCUCAUAACUCAGAACGUGCGUUGAAUCUGACACAUACUUCCGGAGCAUGGACACAUGAAAAACAUCAUGAACCCCUGAUAAAGUUGGAGGCAUCGCUAGUCUGUAAGAUACCUCUCCAACCCAUUCCAGAAUCUCGAAGGGGCCAAAAAACCUAGGGCUCAGCUUGCCCCGAACACCAAACCGCUUCACUCCCCUCAAUGGUGAAACCCUAAGAAACACAUGAUCACCAACCUGAAAUUUCAUGCUCCUGCGUUUCAGGUUUGAAUAACUCUUCCGACGACUCUGGGAGGCGAGCAUUCGCGCUCUAAUCUUUUCAAUCGCCUCAUUGAUCCUCUGAACUAUCUCUGGAUCCAAAUAACUCCUCUCACCUAUUUCAUCCCAAUGGAUAGGUGAUCUGAACUUCCAUCCAUAGAGCAUCUCAUACGGAGCCACCCCGAUCGUCGCUUGAUAACUGUUGUUGUAUGAGAACUUGAUCAAAGGGAGAUACUUACUCCACGAUCCCCCAAAAUCUAGCACACAGGCUCGCAACAUGUCCUCCAAUAUCUGAAUCUUCCUCUCAGACUGUCCAUCUAUCUGAGGAUGAUAAGCGGUACUAAACUGCAACUGCGUGCCCAUAGCCUUCUGCAGACUCUCCCAAAACUUGGAAGUGAAGGUGGGGUCCCUGUCAGAUACUAUCGACCUCGGAUCCCCAUGAAGUCGAACAAUCUCCUUCACAUAUAACUCAGCAUACUGCUCCACAGUAUAAGUCGCCCUAAUAGGCAAAAAAGUGGGCGGACUUAGUAUACCUAUCCACAAUUACCCACACCGAGUCAUGCUGUCCCACGGUCCUCGACAAACCAACUACGAAGUCCAUGGUAAUAUCUUCCCACUUUCAUUCUGGAAUCCCCAGAGGCUGCAGCAACCCCGCUAGCCUCUGAUGCUCAGCCUUGACAUGCUGACAAGUUAAGCACUUGGCCACAUAAUCCACCACAUCCCUCUUCAUGCCCGACCACCAAUACAAAACUCUCAAAUCCUGGUACAUCUUCGUCGUACCAGAGUGCAAGGAAUAGGGAGUGGUAUGCAAUUCAUCUAAGAUCUCCCGCUGGAUAUCAGAAUCCAUCAGAACACAGAUUCGACCCUUGUACUUCAGUAACCCUAUCUCUGAAAUAGAAAAGUCCUUAGUCGCUCCGACUAAGACAUUCUCUCUGUGACCUCUCAACUGGGAAUCUUUCCCGUGCGCCUCCUUGAUCCUCUCAAGAAGUGUAGACUGAAGAGUGAUGUUGGCUAAUCGACCAAACACCAACUCUAUACCCGCUCUAGUUAUCUCCUCGGCUAGCUUAUCAGAUAUCUGUCUCAAACUAAACAACUGUCUUGGGCCAUUCUGACUCAAUGCAUCAGCCACUACAUUAGCCUUCCCAGGAUGGUAUAGGAUAUCACAAUCAUAAUCUUUAACCAACUCCAACCACUGUCUCUGGCGCAUAUUCAGAUCCUUCUGAGUAAAGAAAUACUUCAAGCUCUUAUGAUCGGUGUAUAUCUCACACUUCUCACCAUAAAGAUAAUGUCUCCAAAUCUUAAGUGCGAAUACCACCGCUGCCAACUCCAGAUCGUGUGUGGGGUAUCUCUGCUCAUACUCCUUUAACUGUCUCGAUGCAUAGGCUAUCACCUUACCAGCUUGCAUCAACACACACCCCAAACCCUGUCUAGAUGCAUCACAAUAAACCAUAAACUUUUCAUUAUCUGUCGGCAAACUUAACACUGGCGCGGUGAUCAGUCGCUGCUUCAACUCCUUGAAACUGUUCUCACAUCUGUCCAUCCAGACAUACCUUGUCUUCUUCUUUGUCAGUUCUGUCAAAGGCGUAGCUAUUCUGGAGAACCCCUCAACGAACCGCCGAUAAUAUCCCGCUAAACCCAGAAAACUCCUCACUUCAGGAACAUUGCUUGGUCUAGGCCAAUCUCUGACUGCCUCGAUCUUACUUGGGUCAACCAGAAUCCCCUCCUUACUGACGAUGUGGCCCAGAAAUGUAACUUGCGGUAACUAGAACUCGCACUUACUGAACUUAGCAUAUAACUUAUGCUCCCUUAACCGCUGUAAAACCAAUCGCAGAUGUUUCUCAUGCUCUGUCUCUGACUGAGAGUACACCAAGAUAUCAUCGAUGAACACAAUCACGAACUUAUCCAAGUAAUCCUUGAAAACCCUAUUCAUCAUAUCCAUAAAAGCUGCUGGGUCAUUGGUUAAUCCAAAGGACAUAACCAGGAAUUCCUAAUGUCCAUACCUCGUUCGGAAAGCGGUCUUUGGUAUGUCCUCCUCUUUAAUCCUUAACUGAUGGUAACCUGAUCGGAGGUCUAUCUUGGAAAAUACUGUUCUUCCCUGUAACUGAUCAAAUAAAUCGUCGAUCCUAGGCAGUGGAUACUUGUUCUUAAUGGUUAACUUAUUCAGCUCCCUGUAAUCAAUACACAUCCUAACAGAUCCAUCUUUCUUCUUGACAAACAACACUGGAGCACCCCAUGGCGAGAAACUCGGUCUGAUGAACCCCAAAUCAAGUAACUCCAGCAACUGAAUCUUCAACUCUUUUAACUCCGUUGGAGCCAUUCUGAAGGUGUCCUAGAUACUGGCUCCGCCCCUGGUGCCAACUCUAUAACAAAAUCAAUCUCUCACUGCGGCGGCAACCCCUGGCAGAUCUGCUGGAAACAAAUCCGAAAACUCACACACCAAUCUAGUCUCACCCGGUCCAACCGACACCACCCUAGAGGUAUCCACAAUGCUCGCUAGGAAUCCUAUGCAACCUUCCUGCAUCAAGUCUCUAGCCUUCAAUGCUGAAAUCAUAGGUAAUCGCGAUCCACUAGCUAUCCCCACAAAUACAAAGGGUACCUCCCCUUCAGGUUCAAAGAUCACCAUCCUGCGCUUGCAGUCAAUUUUCGCCCCAUACUUCGAUAGCCAAUCCAUCCCUAGAAUCAUGUCGAAGUCAUCCAUCGCAAGCUCAAUCAGAUCAGCAAACAACUCCCUACCAUCUACCUCUACUGGUAAAGCUCUAAUCCAUCUCCUAGAGACUACUAGUUCCCCAGUUGGCAAUAAAGUCUGAAAACCCCUAGCAUACAAAACACUAGGUCUACACAGCUGGUCUAUCACUCUAGUAGACACAAACGAGUGAGUAGCUCUUGAAUCAAAUAAUGCAGUAUAAGAAGAUCUAGCACUAGAAAUCUGACCUGUCACAACCGAGGGGCUAGCCUCCGCCUCAGUCUGAGUCAAAGUAAAUACCCUGGCAGGAGCGAGACUGUCACUCUGCUUCAGCUCCUCUUUCUUGACUUGAGGGCAGUCCCUCUUCAGAUGACUGGCACUCCCACAGACAAAGCAGGUCCUAAUCCUGCACUCACCCUAGUGUUGACAUCUACACCAUGGACACACUGGAAAACUCCUCCAGUUGUCACUUUCGCCCUGACGGCCAGCAAAAGCAUCCCGUGCCUUUCUAUCUGAAUUGGGAGGAACAAAGGAAUCUGGGGCCUUCCUCUUCUGCUCAAUAGAGCCACCACCCCAACUGGAUCCAAUAAAAGGAGGCACUGUCGUUCUGGCAUCGCACCUAACAGUGCUUUCCUUCUAGAUAUGAUCUUCGGCCCCCUCAGCUGUAAGGGCCUUGUCUACAACCUGAGCAUAAGUAGUAGUUUCUGGAUCCAAGGUAAUCUUCACAUCACGAGCAAUCAUAACAUUCAAACCCCGUAUGAAUCUGUCUCUUCUUGCCACAUCAGUCGGCACUAGAUCUUGUGCAAACUUCGCCAAUCUGUUAAAUCUCAAAGCAUACUCAGUCAUGGUCAACAGAUUCUGAGUUAGGUUGAUGAACUCGUCAACCUUCGCAGCUCGAACUGCCAUAUUGUAAUACUUUUCAUUGAAUAUGUUUCUGAACUCUUCCCAAGUCAUAACUGUUACGUUCCUUCUCUGAACUACCACGUCCCACCAGAUGCAGGCAUCCUCUCUGAACAUAUAGCUAGCAUAAGCUACCCUCUUAUUUCCCUCAACCCUCAUAAAAUCCAGAAUUGAGGAAAUCAUAUUUAUCCACUGCUCUGCCCGUAGUGGGUUUGAUCCACCUUCAAAGGUGGGAGGAUGCUAUUUCCUGAACCUCUCAUACAAAGGUUCCCACUUAUUCUCCAGAACAGGUUGAACUGGCACUGGCGCCAUAACCUGCUGAAUUGGCAACCCUGUAACCUGUGGAGGGGCCUACUACCUCAGUUGGUUGCAGCCUUGCUUCCAUUUCAGCAAACAUCUGCUGCCAAUUUUGUGGGGCAGGUGGAGGGUCCUCACCCUGGUUGUCAUACUUGGCCAAACUGCCGCGGAGUCUAGAUGAUUGUCGAGGCAUCCAGCAAAUAUGCCUGCAACCAACGAUGCUGCUCAUCAGGCAUGAUAACAACAUCCAAAACCACCUCCCAAACACAUCAGCCAACCACAAACAGUAGUUCACAUAACGUACAGAUAGCAUACAACACACAACGGGCCAUUCCAUGGCGUCAUGCAUAUGUUAACUCAUUCAUCAUGCUCUAUAUGAAAUAAGCAGGAAAACAGGGCAUUCAAGCACAUAUUCAAGCAUAUUAGUCAAUCAUACCAACCAACCCUAAGUCGAGCUUGUCACUGAUAGCGAGCGUACAUGUUCGAUCAAUCUCCAGAACCAUAAACCUUGGCUCGUUCUGAUACCAAGUUGUAACGCCCUAAUUCCUUAGAGCCGUUACUAAGUGAGUUUAAAACGUGCAUUUAACUCGCUAGUCGAGGUUUUAGGUCAAAAGUGUAAUUAAAUCAUAAACAGAGUUAUAUACUUUGGAAAUAAUUCCAUUUACUGAAAAUCAUAAAGUGUUUGACAUUUGGGAUCCCAAAAUACAGUUUAAAAAUAUUUACAGCAUAUAAGUACAACAAAGUCGGCUAGACAACAAAAUCUAGGUUUUAAUACAAUCAUCUCUUAAAACCACUGGCUAUGGCAGCCAGGCAGGCCAAACAUGUACGCGCCGCUUCACGCUCUCUGUACUCAUGGUUGGUCGACUUUCCCCUUGCCCUUAUCUGCACCAUAGAGCACCCGUGAGCCGAAGCCCAGCAAGAAAACCCUCACAAGCAUAAAACAUAUGCAUAACAAACACUUAGCAUAUAAAUAGGCCAUCAAUAGACUAAACACAUACGGCCAUGCAGUCCCAGGCGCUUUACCAGGCCCUGGGUUCGCGGUCCACAUCGUAAGGAUAUCCCAGGUAUCCUUUAGGGUCUCUCCCUGGCAAAUCGCACUCCACGUGCUAAACGCUGCACCCGACCCCUUGCCGCACUCGGCCUUGCACUCUACGUGCCUAACGCCAUUCCCGGCCUUGCCGACCUCAGCCUGCGCCGUUCCCGGCUCUUGCCGAACAUUUACACAUUUGCAUUCAUAGCAUAAUAAAGCAUAUACUGAACACGAAAAAAUUCAAUCAAAGGGCUACGCCCUGCAAUACAAUCAUAUAGGGCUUUGCCCUGCAUACAAACUCUAUGGGAACAGUGGUUUUCUUACUUGCGUCCUGAGCUUUCCAAGUACCGAUGUCCCGAGCACAGUUCCCUAGUCCAAGCCUCGCCGAAGCCCUUGUCACAACACAUUAACAAUAUCCACCUAUCAAACUAUAAUCCAAUAAAUAACCUCAAACCAUAAUUCUAAUCUCUGGGGCAUUGAAUUUUAUCAAUCUGGGUGAUAAAAUCCAUCUAAUGAAUUCCCGAGCCUAAAACCUCUUAAAAUUCCAAGUACCUUAAGCGUCGCGACCCUAGGGACUCAUGUUGCGGCCCCCAGCUCAACCCGAGGCCUUGCCUCAAAAUUGCCCACACGCGCCGCGACCCUUCUUGAAGGGCGCCGUGGCGCACCUCCAAUUCCUGACGCCCCAAGUUCAAAGGGGCCAUGAGUCAGCAAGAACAGAGCCGCGACACAACCCCUUGAACCCAGAAAAACUCAUCAUUUUCACCUCAAAAACCAAUCCAAUUACCCCCAAAAUCAAGCCAACAGUCCAGACUAAUUAUCACAAAGGUUCUAACACAAUCUUAGCAUCAAAACCUAACAAAGACUAGCCCCAAAAUUUAGCCAAGCAAUCAAGAACAAAUCUAAACUUAGCUAACAUGAAAACUCCGAAAAUAUACCAGCAGCUAUUCAGUACAAACUACUAAUAUUUAAGCUUACCUUUGCUAAAUUAUGCUUCUGAGCUAAUCUUCUAGAUUCCAAGCUUCAAUUCUCCAAAGCUUCAGCUUGAAUCUCUGAAUUUUCCUAGCUCAUUUCCUCAAGGUUUUCCCUUAAUGUGGUUUUGAAAAAGAAAGAGAGAAAGGCAGAGGCUUAAGUCAGUUUCUCCAAGUUUCCAAUAUUUCCUUUGUUUCGUUUUAUUUAACUUAGGCUUUAAGGUUACCUUAAGGCUCGGGGUACCGAAAACGUCCCCGAGGGAAAAUGGUAAAUGUCCCCAAUAUUCCCUCCUAGACAUUCUAACCUCAAAUAUAUCUCCAAAUAUUUAUUUCCAUAACCCGAUAACCCCAUAAAACAUCUAAUACCCAAAAUACCCCUCGACUCGCCCUGAGUCGAAUUCUCAACCUCGUUGUGACAAUCUGGCUAAUUGCUCCCUAGGACUGUCUCGGAUUGUGCUACACAGAUAUAUUACAAACAUAUCACAUUUAUCACAUUUAUCACAUAUGCACAUAAAUUCAUAUAUUAUAACAAUAAUUCACUUAUUGCCCUCCAGGCACGCUAAUCAAGGUCCUAAGCCCUAUUAGCAAAUUUGGGUCAUUACAGUGUGUAGCAAAUUGAGAUGGUGUCGUUGUUCGACCACCAUCUUUAAAAACAAAAUUGGGGUAGUUCAAAUGGUCAGACGUAAUUCGAGUCGAUCCUAGGCACCUACAUAGUAGUAGGCUUGCUCUUGUUUCAUGGGAACUAAAAGAUACUCCUUGCAAGUUUAGAUUUGUAAGGGCUUCUUCUACAUUCAAAAUUUUGAACUUCAUUGCUGAAUAUCAAAUAUUACAUUGCAUAAUACCAUAUUCCAUAGUGCUUUAGUUUGAUUGAACAAAUGACAUUAAAAGUCCCAAAUUAGAAAUCAACUUUGAAAUCUCUUUUGACCUAAUCCACCCAAAUAACAACCCAAGUAAUUCGAGUUGUAUUUUUAAUUAAGAAAAUUUUAUUUAAUUAAGGAGUGCUAAAGAAACUCUCAAUUGUAUUCUUCUUCCUCAAUAAAAGUAUAAUAUCUUCUUCAUCAAUAAAAGUAGAAUAUAAAGUGAAUUUAGCACUUCUAUUUGAUUUAUUAUUAUUUUUUUUUUAAAGUAGACAAAUUUUUUUCUCUAAAAAGUAAAACUGAUCAACUUACUUAGGGAUGACUAUAUAACCCAUGGUUAUUUGAUCCAAAUGGGGACGGGAAAAUGACUGGGGCGGGGAAUAACAACCACACAUAUAUACGGGUAUGGUGUGGGUACGGUAUUAGCAUAAUCCGCCCCAUUCCCGUCUCGAUAUAUAUAAUAAUUUAUUUAUUUGUAUAAUUCUAUAUUUUAUAAAUAUAUAAUUCUAUUGUACUUAUAUAUUAUUAAAUAUAUAAUAUACUUAUUGAAAUAUUAAUAAAAAACUAAUUUUUUUUCUAUGUUUUACUAUAUGUAAUCAUCAUGUUUUUAAGGUGCUUGGGUCAAUCUGUGGAGGGUUAUUAGAUAUCGACAAAGUUACUUUAGAGGGGAAGAAUUAUUUCUGUGCUCACCUAAAAGUGGUUGGGGAUGCUUAUGGAUUUAUUCCCAGUAGUAUUUCCCUUCCGUAUAAUGGAGAGAUUCUUUCCCUGCGUCUGUUUAGAUGUCAGGAGAAAGGUGGGAAGGUGGCCAUUUGGUUCAAACAAGUUUGGAUGAGGAAAUUAUCGAGGGAGGAGACGUCUGGACCGAAAGCCUUAGCAGGGAGUCAUUUGGAGGAGAAAGGGGUGCUCGAUAUUGAGAGGAAGGGGUUUAGAAAGGAAGAUGGUGAGAGGGAGAACGGUCGCACGCUGGUCAACGGUGGUCAGCCGGCUCUGCGUUCAGGGUAUUUAGACGCUCCUGUUUCUUCACUAGGAAUCUGGGAGAUGGUCAAUAACUCCCAUAACUAUUGCAUGGCAUUAAAGAAAAUUUUCAAGAGAUUGUUGACAGAUUUAUCUUUUAAAAAAAUUGGAUUAGCCAACACGUGUAAAGUUUUUAAGAAGGUGGAGGAUUUCACGUUUAACAUGUGGCAAUUUGAGAAAUUCAUGAUCUCUCUUUCAGUUGAUUAUUUGGGUUGGUUUUUUAUUUUGGCAAAUGGGCCUUGCUCUUUUAAGGUGAAUAUUAGCCUGAGGGCUCUCUUCAAUCCAAUGGGGCAAUUAAAGAAAUUGGGCCAUAGUGGACUGGGCCGGUCAGGUUCGGAUACUCUGCUACGUAUCCUUCGGGGAAUUAAUCCGAAGGGCCGUGAUAGUUUUUUUCAAGAGGAAAUUGUUUAUUGGGAUGAUUCGGUGCGGCAGAGUUCUCCUAGGAAACGUAGUGUUCUGUUUGAGCAUAUAGAGGAGAAUGAGUCAGAAAUUGAAGCGGAGAUGGAUGGCUGGAAAGUGCAUUCUCGUAAGAAUUCAUAGAGUAGUGCAACAAGCAUGACUAUUUUAGAAGAACAUGGAAAGGGUUGACUUUUUUUGACCCAGUUUUGGAAGAGGAUAAUUUUGUCUAUCCUGUGGUUGAAGAUCUUGAGUCGGGCAGUUCGGAAGAUGAAGAUGUGGAUGGUGAUCUUGACGGUGAAAGGGUGGACGAUGAGGAUAGUGUGGUACAGGAGAGAAGUUUGUGGGAUGAAAAGAUUAUCGAAGGAGGCUCUAUGCUUAGUGUUGUAGACAGAGGUGAGUGUGAGAGCCAGCUGUUGGAGGGAGGUUCUAAGCAGAAUAAGCCAGUCGUUCAUGGCACUGUUGUGAGAAGGGAAGAAGAUAUGUUGAAUGAGUCAUCUAGACUUCUCAAUACCAUGGUCUCUUUGGGUAUCUCGGUGUUUCCAAAUGAUAAGGGGGAGAAGAAUAAAGAUGGUUCUGUAAGUCUAUCUCAGAAGAGUUACCAUGAAUUAUGGAAAAUAAGUUUCAAUGUUAACUACGAUAAAAGGAAGAAGAGAGGUGUGGGGUAUAGUUAUGAUUCAUGAAGAUUAUGUCUUGGAAUGUGAGGUGGUGUGGUAACAAAGGGAAAUGGAAAGCGAUUAAGGAAUUAAUCUAUAAAGUUAAUCCAUAUAUAAUCGUUCUUCAAGAGGUGAAAAAGUUUUCAAUAGACCGGAGGUUCUUUGGAAGCAUUUGGUGGUCUAGGUUCAGAGCUUGGAUUUAUCAGCAGGCGAUAGGUCGUUCGGGAGGUAAAUUAUUUUCUUGGGAUACAGGGAAUGUCUCUGUUAUUGACUCCUUAGUUGAGGAUUACUCAGUUUCUGUUUGCUUGAUGACUAAGGGGAAGGAUCCUUGGUGGCUCUCUGGUGUGUAUGGGCCUGUAGUGUAUGGAAACAGAGAUAGUUUUUGGGAUGAAUUAGCAGGGCUGAGUGCUAUAUGAGGUGAUAAUUGUUGUGUGGGGGGAGACUUUAAUGUGGUAAGGAGAGUUGAUGAGAAAUUGAAUAUCAAGUCUAAUACAAGAAGUAUGAAGAUGUUUGAUGCUUUGAUUAGAGAGUUAAAAUUAGUUGAGCCCAAACUUGACAAUGGUCGGUUCACGUGGUCGAACUAUAGACAAAAGCCAAUUUGUUGUAGGUUGGAUAGAUUCCUGUACACUCCUUCAUGGUCCGAAAUUUAUUCUUUCGUUCGUUUGGAAGUGUUGGUUCGGGUUGUGCUGAUCAUAGCCCAGUUGUGUUAGAUUCGUGCCCUCCUUCUUGGGGGCCUUCUCCUUUCAUAUUUGAUAAUACUUGGUUGGAGCAUAAGGAUUUCUCUAGCAAUUUUCAGAAUUCGUGGGCAUUGGUUAAGGUGCAAGGGUGGUCGGGUUUUCAUUUUAUGUCAAAGCUAGCCUUGGUUCGAGAUAAAAUUAGGGAGUGGAGUCGUCUGGUCUUUGGGAAUAGGAAAAUGCUUAAACAGUUGCUGGAAAUGAGAUUGUUUGUGCUGGAUAGACUGGAGGAGGGGGGAUCAUGGAAUGAGCAUCUUCAAAUGGAACGUUCAAAGGUGAAGGAAGAAUGGCAGCAGAUUGUUUUUGAGGAAGGGAGAAGUGUUUGGUUUAAGGUGAAGUGUCAAUGGGACAAGGAAGGGGAUGCUAACUCCAAACUUUUUCAUAGUAUUCUCUGUGUUUGAGAAGCGAGAAAUUUCAUUUCUAGGAUUGAGGAAGAGGAUGAAACUGUUUUGGAUAAGGACGUUGAUAUUGAAAAGGCUAUUGUGGGAUUUUACUCUUCUUUAUAUUCGGCAGUCUCUAGAGUUUGGAUUAGGGUAGAUGGGAUCUCUUGGUCUCCAAUUCAAUCGGUCCUGGCUUCUUUUAUCGAGCGGUUUUUUUCGAAGGAUGAAAUUAGACAAGCGGUGUUCGAUUGGGAUGGGUCUAAGGCCCCAGGGCCAGAUGGCUUUUCUAUGGCAGUUUAUCAGAACAAUUGGGAUGUUGUGAAAAGUGAUCUUUUGGAAGUUUUUCAAGGUUUUUUAACCGAUGGAGUCAUCAUGGGAGGAACUAUGAAACCUAUAUAUGCCUUAUUCCUAAGAAAAUAAACAGCUGUCGGGUGAAGGAUUACAGGCCUAUUAGUCUUGUCACUUGUCUUUACAAAAUUAUUUCAAAAGUGUUGGCUUAUAGACUUCGAGGAGUUCUGGCAGACACAAUUGUGGAAACUCAAGGAGCUUUUGUGGAGAGUAGGCAAAUUUUGGACACAAUUUUGAUCACAAAUGAGGCAGUAGAGGAAUACAUGAGCAAGGGUAGAAAAUGUUGGGUGUUUAAAAUUGAUUUUACAAAGCUUAUGACUAUGUGGAUUGGGGUAUCUUGGAUUUAGUUUUGGAUAAGAAAAGUUUUGGUGAAGUUUGGAGGAGGUGGAUGCAAGGAUGCCUGUCCUCCAUGUCUUUUCAAAUGGUUGCCCAAGGGAAAAAUUUAUAGGAUCGAGCGGUCUUCGCCAAGGGGAUUCCUUGUCCCCUUUCUUAUUUACUCUGGAGGUGGAUGUUUUGGGUAGAAUGAUUGAUAAGGCUAAAAGUGUCUCGACUUUUAGAGGUUUUACAAUGGGUAAUGACAGAGUCGAUGUCAGUCAUCUUCAGUUUGUAGAUGAUAUGAUAUUCUUUGCUAACGAUGAGGAGUCCUUGGUUGUGCUUCUGGAUAUCCUAAAGGUCUUUAGUGUUGUGGUUGGUUUAUCUAUAAAUUUUUAGAAAUGUCAAUUGUUGGGGACUAAUCUGCAUAAGGAGUUAGUAGAUCAGUAGGCUAGUGAGAUUGGUUGUGAAGUGGGCCAGUGGCCAAUUCAGUACUUUGGCUUUCCUUUGGGGGCUUCUCCUCAUUCCAAAGUGUUUUGGGAGCCUGUUAUUUCUAAAUGUGCCAAUCGAUUGGAUAGCUGGAAGAGUGCUUUUCUGUCAAGAGGUGGCAGGUUGACUCUUAUUCAAUCUGUUUUGUCUUCUAUCCCAGCGUAUUACCUGUCACUUUUUUGUAUCCCUAAGUGUGUGGUGGGGUUUAUUGAGAAAUUGAUGAGUGACUUUCUGUGGGAAGGUGUGGAUCGUUCAGGGGCUGACCACUUGGUAUCCUGGCAAGAAGUCUGUAAAUCUCACAGUCACUGUGGAUUGGGUAUUGGAAAUUUGGUGUUGAGGAACAAGGCUUUCCUCAUGAAGUGGUUGUGGCAGUUUCCUUUGGAAAGUAAGUCUUUAUGGCAUAGGGUGGUUAAGAGUAGGGUGUGGUGUAGAUGGUGGUCACUGGGAUACAGAUUAUGGGGGGAGAUUGUCUGCUCGUGGUCCUUGGAGAGACAUCACGACUUUGUAUGAGAACUAUAGGCGUUUGGUCUGCUUUAAGGUGGGGAGGGGAGACAUGAUUCGAUUUUGGGAGGAUAUUUAGAUUGGUGAUUCCUCCUUGAAGUCGCAAUUCCCUGGUUUAUUUAGGGUGUCCAGGGCUAAGAAUUGUUUAAUCAAAGACCUGGCAGUAGCGGAGGGUGCUAGGAGUUCAGUCGACCUAGGUUGGGAUUUGAGAUUCAGAAGGAAUUUAUUUGAUAGGGAGGUUCCUAGUUUGGAUGAGUUGUUGCAAUUGCUUCAGUUUGUGGAUCUUCCGUCAAUUUUGGAGGACAGGAAGAUUUGGAUUCCAGACAACAGCGGAGUUUUCAACUGCAAGACUGCCUUUCAUAGUUUGAGAUACGCUCAUUUAGGCUCGGAGGUUUCUUGGGCUAAGAGGUUAUGGAAGAGUGUCGUUCCUUCGAAAGUUAAAGUGUCUGGCUGGUUGUUAUUCUUGGAUAAGUUAAAUGUCCAUGUUAAUUUGCAGAGGAGAAGACCUUUUCAAUAUUUGUCGCCAAAUUGGUGUGUGUGCUGUAAGAAUGAGAGUGAGUCAGCAAGUCAUUUAUUUAUGGAGUGUUCUUUUUCCUGGGUUAUGUGGGGGUAAAGUGUUUAACAAAUCUGGGGUCUCUUGGUGUAUGCCUUCCUCUUGUUCUCAAUUGUUCCAAUGCCAGUUAGAGGGAGAAAAGGGGAUGGCUCGUUUAUGGUAGAGUACUGUGUUGGCCACUUUUUGGGAAAUUUGGUUAGAGAGAAAUAGCAGGAUUUUUGAAGAGUCCUCUUGUUCUGUGGAGUCUCUCUGGGAUAAAAUCAGGUUCUUAGUUGCUACAUGGGUGUAUAGAUCGAAAGGUUUUGAGGGAGUUUUUUUUUAUGGAUCUGUGUAGGGAGUGGGUGAAUUUGUGGUCGUAACUUUUUUGGGUAGGGUUAUUUUCCGGGCCUUGUUUUUGUUUUUGUUACCACGGUAUUCCUCCGCCAUAAGUGAGGGCUGUCAAUGUUAUUGAGAGGAGGUCUUCUUUGACCUCUGUCUCUUUUUCAAAAAAAAAUGCUGCCCGAUUUUACCUAGCCUUUUGUAGUAGAAACAAAUGCUUCGGGCUUCGGGUUAGGAGCAGUCUUACUACAAGAACCACAUCCAAUUGAUUACUUUAUUCAAACACUUGGCCAACAAGCUCGUAAGAAGUCCAUCUAUAAAAAAGAACUCAUGGAAAUCAUUUACGUAAUAGCUAAAUGGAGACCGUAUCUUAUGGGUUGCAAAUUUUUAGUUCGAAUGGACAAACACAGCUUAAAGUUCCUAUUGGAACAGCGAGUAAUUGGCUCAGAAUAUUAGAAAUGGGUGUCUAAAUUGAUGGGCCUUGAUUUUGACAUUGAGUAUAAAAGCGGCGCAAGCAACCGGGUGGCGGAUGCUUUGUCCCGACAACAACCAGCAGAGUUACAAAACAUUUUGGCCACUGUUGAAUGGCAACUAUGGCGCCAACUUUAAAAGGAAAUAGCCCCUGACCCACUGUUACACAAAAUCAUCAGCGAUAAAGAGCAAGGACAAGUCCAUCAUGGGUUUUCCGUGCAUCAAGGGGUACUAUACUACAAAAAUCGACUGGUCAUUCCUAAGAAAUCCAACUUACUUGGUCAGAUUUUUUAAGAAUUCCAUUGCAGCCCUAUGGGAGGCCAUGCGGGUGAGCUUAAGACUUUCAAGAAAAUUCAAGCAGAAUUAUUUUGGGAAGGGAUGAAGGCGGAAAUUCACCAAUUUAUAAGGUUGAAAACUUGUGUGUUGUUUGAUUAUUUUAAUUGAUAUUGACAUAUGGUUAGGUCAAUAAAAUAGGGGAAAUGCUGCCCGAUGUUUUAUAGAUCUAGUUAUCAUUUUUUUAAAGGUUUUUCAUGCAUCAUUAUUUUGAUAUAUUUUAUAACGUGAAUGUAAUGUAGGUUAAAUCAAACUAUAAGUAUGUCUACCCAAGAUGUUGAUUUUGUUCCUUCAACAAAUAUACAAGAAGUGCAAUCUCUUGAUAAUAGAAGUGAUGGAAAUGAGAGUAGGGGUAUAAAAAGAAAGAAAACAUCUCUUGCAUGGGAUCAUUUUACAUUGCAAAUGAUAGAUGGUAAAAUAAAAGUAGUUUGCAAUCACCGUGGGAGAGAGUAGUAAGGGGACUAAACACUUACUUCUUCACAUGGAAAGAUGUCCAGUAAGACAGAAACAACUUGCCAAGAAUCCUAAUGCAAGCCCCUUAGUUACCUUCAAUCUUGAUCCUGAACUAGGAAGAAAUUUUUUGGCUGAAAUGAUCAUUCUACAUGAGUACCCUUUGUCGAUGGUAGAGCAUAGUGGUUUUAUAGACUAUUCGAAUACUAUUUCUCCUAUGUUUCAAAUGGUGUUAAGUAAUACAAUUAGGUUUGACAUUUUGAAAAUAUAUAAGAUUGAGAAAGAAAUUUUUUGAGAAGUUUUGGAGAAAAAUAAAAGUAGAAUAGCCUUAACCUGAUAUGUGGACUGCCAAUCAUCAAAAGAGGGGAUAUAUGGCUGUGACAACUCACUUUAUUGAUGACUCUUGGAAGUUGCAUAGUCAGAUUAUAAGCUUUAGAUAUGUGCCAUGCCCACAUGAUGCUCCAACACUUACAGAAACUCUAAGUUCUUGCAUGUCUGAAUGGAAUAUUGAACACAAGAUUAGUACAGUGACUGUAGAUAAUUGUACUACGAACGAUGCAAUGAUUCCACUUUUGAAGGAACAAUUUGAUUCUAAGUGUUUCCUUUUAAAUGGAAAACUACUUCAUAUGCGUUGUUGUGCGCAUAUUUUGAAUCUAAUUGUUAGGGAUGGCUUGUUUGUUAUUGGUGACAGCAUUGACAAGAUUCGAGAUAGUGUUGCUUAUUGGUUGGGCACACCAAAAAGGUAUGGAAAAUUUGAGGACACUGCUUGUCUUCUCAGAGUGACAUGUGCUAAAAACUUGUCACUUGAUUGUGUGACAAGGUGCAAUUCAACGUACCUAAGGACAUGCCUGAAAUGAUGAACCUACUGGAAUUUGGGAAUUCCCUAGAUUCUGGUCACAGGCCCAUAAAUGAAAAAUCGACAUAGAAACUUUCGAGGGCCAUUUUGUAACACCCUAAUAUCGAAGUGUGCCUAAAACGACUCAUGAGAACUAGAAACAGACCCUCAAAUGCAAUAUCAUUGGCAUUCCUAAACAGAUAUAAAAAUCCUCAAGCAUAAACAAAAAAAAAAAGGCAGGUCAAAAGCACUUACCCGAGAUGAAACGAAGGUAUGUGUUGAGAUGAGUGCUGACCCUGAAAUAUUGUUUGCCAUCUGCCCAAAAGUAGCACGAUUCAUGCCAAUCGUCCAAAGCUUUCGAAAAAGUUGUUGAAGAUAAGGGUGAGGAAGAAGAGAGGUUUCUGUGAGGGUUUUGGUUUUUGUAUGGUUACAGUGUGACUCUUAGGAGGUUUUUUCUGGGUUUUAUACCCAAUAAAGUUUGAAAGCCAUUUCCCAAUGACAAUUGAAUCGUUUACCUUGAUAAGUCCAUGAGGGCAAUCCAACGGUCGGGGUUCAAAAGGUGCGGAUCGUGAUCAUUGCUUCUUUGGGAAAAGACGCGUCGGGUAAGGAAUGGAUGUUUGGGAUCAUGGAGUUGACCCCUAAUUAAAUGCAAGGAUUGAUGGGCCCAGCAAUGGGGCGUUGACACGUGGGUUGGCUUUCCAGAGUGACGUCAAAGGAAAGCUCAAACAUUUUUUCCCGCCAAUUUUUCAAAUCACUCAUUUUAAUUUCAUCAAAUAUUAUUUGAUCUGCAUCAUUGUUUGUCCUGAGUUACUAAUUAUUAUGGGGCGGGUCAUGACCCACCUCGGUAGUUUUUAUUUUAUUUUUAAAAACAUCUUUUUUUAAAUACCUUUGCCACACCCAGAUUUCGAGAUAAGAGGUGAUGACCUCGAAUGCUGGGCUCGUCAAGCGUGAGCUCGAAAGGUAUGAAAACAUUGUAUGGUCCAGUUGUAAAAUCUCUGAAGUAAAACUACGACCUCGAAGAUGUGUAGCCUCGGGAUUUUUUCUGAGUUCGAAUGGCACGCACUGGGAUACAUCUGUUACCAUUUGUCUUCAAAUAAAACAGGCCAAGCUUGGGAAGUGCAAGCUCGGGUGUCAUAGCUUCGACAGUAUCUAUCUACACUGAGCAUGUCCUGAAGUUGGGUGACAAAUUCGUAACAGUUCCAUAAGUCUUGAUAGUCACAAUGCCGAUUGCUGAUCUCGAAGACCUGAUGAGUCACCUGGGAUAGCCCGUUACGUGUGAAUAUAUUUAUUGUUGUGUAAUCCCGAUAUUUAAGGGAUACCAUUUAGUCUGUCAUCUGUUCCUGAUUCUUAUGGGACGUUUCCAUGUAUAUAGGAGAAAUUGCAUUUAAUGUCAUUAUUUGAAUUGAUAUACAGAAUAUCUUCUCGAAAUAUGUGGGAAUGAACUUUGUAACCUUCCCUAUAAAUAGAGGAGGAAUGACCACUUGUAAGGGAUCGGUUUCUGAUUGCUUGAGAGAAAGCUCUCUGGGUAAUUCGUCUCUGAAGAAUUUCCAGAAAACUCUGAGCCUUAAUAACAUAGACUUGUGGACUAGGCAGAAUUAACUGCUGAACCACGUAAAAACCUUCUUUUUUUUCUUCAUUAUUCAUUCACUUCAUAGCUCACAUUGUUUAAUUGCUCUACGAUUUAAGUUGACGAAAAACGGCGUCAACAGUUUGAUGCUUUCAUUGAGAGCAUUAAACAAUACGUGCGUAAGUCUAUUCAGUCGAAGAAGCCUCCCUGAAUCAACUAUGACCGCGAAUGAUCCCAAUGAUCCUGAGGAGGAAAUCUUAGAGGAAGCUGACUACCCCUGACGUGCUGGAAAGCAGCCCAUGAUGAAUUCGGACCCUGAUGAGAGGAGUGGGUCCUCUGACUCUCGAGGACCACCGGCACCACUAGCCCCCAGGGACAACGAGGACAUGUAUUAUAAUCCAGAGCGGUAUGUCCCUAUUGUGGAGUUUGAAAAUCAUCAACUGCAAAAGCAGUUGGCGGAGGCCAAGAAACGUAAUGAAGAGCUGGCCAGAUUGGCUGCCGAGGCGCAGGUGGCUUAGCCCCCACCUCCGCCAGAGGCCCAAGCUCUGCCUCCAUGAGAUGUUCAUGUUCCACCGCGCAGGCCUCAUGGGCGACCUCGCAAAAAGGCUGCCACCCGAAGGAUGGAGCAACCUCCGCCACUUGUGGAAUAGCCUGCUCCCUCGAGGCCCCAGAGAAGUACCCCGGCUGGAGCUCCUACCAACUCAACUGCAGAGGUACUGAUCGAGAUAGGGAAUAACUGAGCUCCCGCGGAGGCUUGGAUCCAAAAUCCUGGUAACACGCAGAACGUUCCUGAACCAGCUCAGGCGAACUCGGGACCUUCUAGGCCCCGUAAUGGAUGGUAGCCACCAUCAUCCAUAAGGCACCCACCAUCGUCGAUAAGGUAUCCCUUACCAACUCAGAGAAACAUGCAACCGACUCGGGGUGAUAGGGAAAGGCGAGUUGGGCAAAAACAUGGGAAUGGGAAAAUUGUUAGGGAUCAUAGAGGUACCCAACCCACGAGAAACCAAAUGUCUCGGUCUCAUACUAUUGAGAUGAGGCAACUAGAAAGGAACCCGUCUCGAAACAACCGCGCGACGAGCCAUAUCAGUGAAGGCUCGGGAGACACUAGAUCGGUUAGUAUGUAUGACCAGGGAUGCAAAAAUACUGGGAAUCGAAGGAAUCACCCAAAUUUACGAGAACACCUGAACAAAAAUCAAGGUAAUGAUAACCCCUCGAACCCAGACCUGAGGGAUCACCUCAAUGGACGCAAGAAUCCUAUGCGCAGGCACGAAGCUGGAAUUGUGAUCAACGAUAACCAGUUUCAAGUUAGACCCCUCGUGGAUCCAGUCCAAGAAAGGAUCGAACAACUAGAAAGAGCGUUCAGGCUCUUACAAAAUGAACGAGGUCAGGAUCAGGAUGAAGAGUUUGAUGAGGAACUCGAGCCCUUUGCCCCCCAUAUUUUCAACACCCCAUUUCCUCAAGGAUUCUGAAUUCCUAAUGUCCCACCAUUUGAUGGGAAUUUUGAUCCAUACAGUCACUUGAGUACGUUCAAUACAAUUAUGAAAGCGAGUAUUGUGGGCUACGAGCUUAGAUGCAUGCUGUUUCCAACCUCUCUCAUAGGACCAGCAAAAAACUGGUUUGAAAAAUAUAAGAGGCAUUCGAUUUCUUCUUGGGAUCAAUUAUCUAGAGAUUUCAAGAAGCAAUUCAGAGCCAUGAUUGGAAUUAGGCUCGAGGUGUCUGCCUUGACCAAUGUCCGACAGCAGCCGAAUGAAACAUUGAAAAGUUACCUUACAAGGUUCAAUUUGGAAGUCGCCCAAGCUCGUGACGUAGAUGACAGUGGCCAUUUAAUGGCUGUCCGAGCUGGGGUAAUGCCUGGAAGCCCUCUCUGGGAAGAUAUGCAGAGGAAACCCGUGAGGUCGUUAACUAAGUUCAAUCGACAAGCUCAGAGGUUUGUUAAUGUAGAGGAGGCGAGGUCAGCAUUGAAUAUGGCCUCUCAUAUCGUAACUACAACAACAAACAUAAACUCUGCCUCGACCUCGGCGGAUCCUACGGCCUCAAAACCCCCUGUUGAUAACCCUUCUAAAAGAAAGAAGAAUGAGGGGAAUAAUCCUGAGGCGGAAGGGGGAAAGAAGAAGAAAGAGGAAAGGUAUUUCUUCGUGUACAAAGUGUAUUCCGAGCUCAAUGAGUCUUGGGAGAAUAUCUACCUGGAUAAUGAAAACCAGGUCCCUUUCCGGUGUCCGGACCCCAUGAGAAACCAAAAAGCGAAGAAAGACUCCAGCAAAUACUGCAGAUUCCAUAGAGAUAUCAGACAUACAACCGAUGAAUGCAGGCAACUGAAGGGUGAGAUUGAAGGCCUGAUCUCGAGAGGGUAUUUCAGGCAAUAUGUAAUUAAGAACCAAAACCCCAAUCAUGCUUCUACUAGCCAGAGGGCUGCUGCAGCACCGCCUGCCCAAAACAGUAACUCCCGAACAAGGGAGGACAAGCAGCCCCCUCCAAUUGAUGGAGAAGAUGUCGUAACCGUCUCGGGGGGACCUCAUAUUGUAGGAUCGGGAAUGAGCUAAAAACUGGUGAUUGGUCCCCUUACGAACCUGAACCUGAACCUAGAGCUCUGAAACACCAGAGGGUUGAAUCUCAACCUAUAACUUUUACUAAGGACGACGUGUCUCAUGUGCAGUUUCCUCACAACGACCCGCUGGUCAUCACCCUUCAGCUCGCGAACAAGAGGGUUCACCGAGUCCUGGUUGAUAACAGGAGCUCAGUAAAUAUCCUCUAUAGGGCCACCUUAGAAAAGAUGGGACUCACGCUUCGUGACCUAAAGGCCUGUGCAACGACAUUAUACAACUUUUCAGGAGAAGGGAUUGCCUGCAUAGGAUCCAUCGAACUCCCUGUAACCUUGGGAGACUACCCAGUCUCGACAACCAAGAUGAUGGAAUUCGUGGUAGUGGAUCUACCAUCGGCCUACAAUGUACUGCUCAGGAGACCCACCCUAGUAGGGCUGGGGGCAGUUUCGUCUGUAAGGCACUUGGCCAUCAAGUUCCCGACUUCUAGUGGCAUCGGGACACUGAAAGGAGACCAGCUCGCAGGGAGGGAAUGAUAUAGCAUUUCCAUUAGAGGAAAGAAACAAACAAGUGCACAAACACUUGUCAUAAUUCAGAAUAAGGAUGGUACAGUCUUCGAGAUAAAUGAAGAAAUUGAUCCGAGAAUAGAGGAAAGAGCUGACCUCGAGCCAUUAGAAGAGUUCGAAGAGGUCAAGCUUGAAGAAGUAGACCCCCCGAAGACAGUGACAGUAGGGAAAAACCUUCCAGAAGAAACGAAAUAGCAAUUAAUUUGCUUUUUGAAAAAGAACCAGGAUGUUUUCGCAUGGUCACAUUUGGACAUGGUAGGGAUAAAUCCGAAUGUGGUAAGCCAUGCUAUAAAUAUUAACAAGAGCUUCCCCUCGAAGCAGCAAAAGCGAAGACUCCUGGACAACGACAGGAAGAAGGCUCUAAAGGAAGAGGUCGAGAGGUUGAAGGCAAACUGAUUCAUACGGGAUGCCUUCUACCUCGAUUGGGUCGCCAACCCGGUGCUGGUUCUGAAACCUAAUGGGACAUGGCAAACCUGUAUUGAUUACUUAGACCUCAAUAAGGCUUGUCCUAAGGACUGCUUCCCCUACCUCGGAUCGACCAGCUCGUAGAUGCCACAACUGGGCAUGGACUUUUGUCGUUCAUGGACGCUUAUUCUGGAUAUAACCAGAUUGCCAUGCACACCCCAGACCAAGAGCAUAUGAGUUUUGUGACAGACAAAGGACUAUAUUGCUACAAUGUCAUGCCGUUCGAACUCAAGAAUGCUGGAGCCACUUACCAAUGGCUCGUAAACAUAAUGUUCUCCGAACAGAUAGGUAAUAACAUGGAAGUUUAUGUUGAUGAUAUGUUAGUUAAAUAUAAACAUAACAAUAACCAUGUGGACGACCUUGAAGAGUGCUUUGCCGUGUUACAGAGGUACGACAUGAAGCUCAACCCCCAGAAGUGCUCUUUUGAAGUGUCGUCAGGGAAGUUCCUAGGUUUCAUUGUGAAUGCCCGGGGAAUAGAAGCUAAUCUAGACAAGAUCGAGGCUUUAAUUGAUAUGCCCUCACCUCGAAAGCAUAAGGAUGUCCAAAGUUUGACUGGACGGAUGGUGUCGCUAAGUAGGUUUAUCUCGAAAUCUACAGACCGCUGUCUUCCGUUUUUCAACCUUUUGAGGGGAGGCAAAAAAUUCGAGUGGACAGAAGAAUGCGAGCUAGCUUUUUAUGAGCUCAAGAAGCACCUUGCAGAGCCUCCCAUCUUGUCAAAACCUAUCACAGGAGAAGUUUUGUACCUAUAUCUCGCUAUGAUCGAGCACACCAUUAGCACCGUGCUCGCCCGAGAAGAACAGAAGGUGCAAAAGCCAGUAUACUAUGUCAGCAAAAGAUUACUGUGGGCAGAAUCCAGAUACCCCAUAAUGGAGAAGUUGGCUCUUAGCCUAAUCCACUCAUCUCGAAAGCUCCGACCUUACUUCCAGGCGCACCGCAUCCAUGUGCUGACUGAUCAACCACUAAGACAAGUCUUAUCCAAGCCAGAAGCCUCGGGCCGAUUACUAAAAUGGGCCGUUGAACUCAGAAAAUUCGAGAUCACCUACCUUCCGAGGACAACCAUAAGGGACAGGCUUGGCAGACUUCAUAGUGGAAUGCACUGGAAUGAUUAACAAUGAAGUUAUAACCCCAGCCUGUGAGUUGUGGAAACUUUAUGUUGAUGGGUCUUCCAAUAAAAAUGGGUCGGGGGAAAAAAUAAUACUGAUCACCCCAACAGGAAGUUGAUUUCACUCCGCUUUGAGAUUUGGCUUUGAAGCGUCAAAUAACGAGACUGAAUAUGAAGCUCUACUGGCAGGACUUCGAAUAGCCAAGGAACUCAAGGCUAGGGCGAUACAUUGCUACAGUGACUCCCAGUUGGAGGUCAACCAGGUCUUAGGGGAAAACCAGGCUCGUGGGAUGAGAAUGGCUGCAUAUUUAGAAAAAGCAAAGGCAGCACUCGAGCAUUUCAAAUUUUACACAAUAGAAUAGGUUCCCCGAGAACAAAAUUUGAAUGCAGACGCCUUAGCCAGGCUCACCACAUCCACCAAGGUCGACGAGCUGCAUGUCGUGCCGAUCGAACAUUUAUCGACACCCAGUAUAAGCGAGCCUGAACAGGAAGAUGUUUGCAUGAUAAACUCUGAGCCGACCUGGAUGACCCCGAUAAUUGAGUACCUUGAAGCCGGCAUUCUCCCAGAAGAACAGACCAAGGCUCGAAAACUGAUGUAUCAGAUUCCCAGGUACACCAUUGUGGAUGGAAGGCUAUAUAGAAGAGGAUAUUAUAUGCCAUUGCUCCGAUGUGUGACUCCACCCGAGGCUAAGAAGAUCAUAGAAGAGAUUCAUGAAGGAUUCUGUGGAGACCACACUGGGGGGCAUAACCUAUCCAAGAAAAUCAUACGCCAAGGGUACUUCUGGCCUACCAUCAAAGCAGAUUCGUUUGAUUACGUCAAGAAAUGCAAUAAGUAUCAAUGGUUCGCCACAAUCCCUCAAGCUCCACCUUCUGAGCUAACUAUGAUGACCUCCCCAUGGCCAUUUACGGUCUGGGGAAUCGACCUCAUAGGCUCAUUGCCAACUGGCAAAGGCGGAGUCAAGUACGUAGUAGUCACAGUAGAUUACUUCACGAAGUUGACCGAGGCUGAACCUCUGGCAACAAUUACCUCGAAAGAAGUCUUGGACUUCAUGGUAAAGAACAUCAUCUGCCGAUAGGGGAUGCCAAGGAAGAUAGUGUCAGAUAACAGUACUUAAUUUGAUAGUGACUUGCUUACCAGCUUUUGCGAGAAAAAUGAGAUAUUAAAAAGCUUCUCCUUCAUGGCCCAUCCCCAAGCGAAUGGCCAAGCCGAGUUUGUAAAUAAAACCCUGAAGAGUUCUCUGAAGAAAAAGUUGGGAGAAGCUAAAGGGAAAUGGCCCGAAGAAUUGCCCCAAGUUUUGUGGGCACAUCGAACCAAACCCCGUACUUCAACGGGAUACACCCCUUUUUCUCUGACAUAUGGAUGUGAGGCUAUGCUGCCAAUUGAGGUCAAAAUAUCCACUAUUCGAACCCACGCUUAUGACCAAGCCUCGAACCAAUCCCAGCUCGAAGUAAGUCUGGACCUAAUUGAAGAAAAAAGGGACGAGGCUCAACUAAAAAAUGCUGCAUACCAACAACGAGCUACCCAGUAUUUCAUUAAAAGGGUUCGAGAUAGAAAAUUCAGUGUGGGAGAUUUGGUGCUGAGGUGUGUGUUCUUGGCAACACGGGACCCAACUGCUGGCAUGCUCGGGCCUAAUUGGGAAUGACCUUAUCAGAUCGAAUCAGUUAUCCAACCUGGCAUCUACAAAUUGGCAAGAUUGAAUGGGGAUUUGGUACCACAAGCAUGGAAUGGCGAACAUCUGUGACCUUACUAUCAAUAGUGCAGGAACAAUGACACCUGUAACCAUGCUUGUUUACCUUUGCUAUGUUUCUGUUAAUAAAUUGUUCAAUUAAGAAUAAACUUCGUUUUCAUUUCGAAUAUGCUGUAUUUUUUUUUUUUGCAAACUCUCUUGAUUUAAUAACCUACGGUCACACUCAUAGGAUAUUAAGGGGGCAUUAAUGAUAUAUAUACCGUUAGCUUGAAAAAAUAAAAUAGCAUAUACGAAAAGAAUAAAAGUGUUUGGAUAUAACCAAAUACGCGAGCUAAGAUAAUUUGGACAUAACCAAAUUAUUAAAAAUAAAAGUGCUUGGAUAUAACCAAAUACGCUAGCUAAGAUAGUUUGGACAUAACCAAAUUAUUAAAAAUAAAAGUGCUUGGAUAUAACCAAAUACGCGAGCUAAGAUAGUUUGGACAUAACCAAAUUAUUAAAAAUAAAAGUGUUUGGAUAUAACCAAAUACGCGAGCUAAGAUAGUUUGGACAUAACCAAAUUAUCAAAAAUAAAAGUGUUUGGAUAUAACCAAAUACACGAGCUAAGAUAAUUUGGACAUAACCAAAUUAUUAAGAAUAUAAGUGUAUGGAUUACAAGCCAAACACAACCUAAAUAAGUUUGGAACAAACCAGCUCAAACUAAUCGACAGUAAGUUGGAACAUAACCUACUUCAAGCUAAGUCGAGAUUGAGGCUGGAAUAUCUUGCAAAAAGAUAGUUUUGACCUCAUAACCUUGGGGAGCUACCCAAGGAUGAGGGAAAGUGACUAAAAAAGCAAGAUAUAACUAAACCACCUACGUUACACGCCAUAUAAGUACCUUCGGGUGCAUGGUAAAAGUAACUUUCGACCUUGACAAAUAACGAGAUCGGACACGAAUAUGUCAAGUAAACUAUGCAUGAAUACAUCGAAGCUUGAGCUUAAAAUCCACCACAUGUUUGUAUGAAUAAAAAGACAUAAGGACACUUAAUACGAAUUGCUUGAAAUAUUUCGACUUAAGAAAUAAAAAGCAAAAAUAUUAUAGUAAAGUCAAACACGAAUAUCAUAAAUAAAAGAAAAAAUAGCUCUUAAACGAGCUAUAAAUUGUCUUGGACCCAGGGGCCUAAAAAACAGAGUAUAAAAGCUAUUAAAAAAGAUUUAAAGGGACACAACCCCAUGUAGAGACUUAGGAGGGAGGAGCAUCCUCCUUAGCCUUCUCAACAUCCUCAUUGGCUCUCUCUGCCUCGUCCCGAGCAGCAUCCUCCGCGUCUAGCUGAGCCUGCCACUUGGCCAUGAAUUCUGCCUCGAAAGAGCCUAGGAAGCUGGUAUCGAGAUCAGCAAUACUGGCCCAGAUCCUAUACAUGGCCAGGUCGACCACCCGAUCCUUUUUCUCCUUAAACUCUGCAAGGAGACGAGCCUUUUCGCCCUCCAUUAUCUCAAAAGUGGCCGCCUUCUCCUCCUCAAGAUUGGCAUUGAUCCUCUCAAGCUCCGCGAGCUGAGCAUUCACCUUCUAGAGCUUGGCUGUCUUGGCCUUUAUUUGUUCAACUUCAGCCUCCAUCUUUGCCUUUGCGGCCUUGAGCUCGUCAGUAAGCUUGAGCUGGAGAUCCUUCGAUUCCUGGGCAUAGGACUUGCUCGAAUGGACCUCAUUAUUCAACUUAUAAUUAAGCUGAGUAGAGACAGCAAGAGCCUGACAUACAAAUAAAUCAAAUUAGAACAUACACCAAGUACAAGUACAACUAAUAAUAAGAUGAGGGAAGUUACCGCAGCAGUGAGCUUGACACUCUUAUUGUAAAGUGUGUUGCUGUCUCGAGCACUGUUCAAAAACUGCCACUGACGAGCGUCAAAGCCGCUAAAGCUCUGGCCUACCUGGGACAGAAUGUCCGAACCAAGUAUAGCCCCAUGGGGCCCGACAACAUUGUCGACUGCAUACUCAUCAGAAAUCGACAACAAGUGUGUUUUGGAAGCCGAGGGCUUUUUCAGAGGUGGGCCGAGCGUGGAGUAAACCGUGAUCGGAGGAGGCAAGGGAGGAACGACCGUAGUGGACGUUUUGAGCCGAGGAGUCGGAUCCACAGCUGGGCUCGUAACAGUCGGAGCUGGUGGAGGAGUCUUCUUAGUCCUCUUAAGGACCUUGGCGGGUUGGUCUGACUUUCGCGAGCCCCUCGGGCGCUUACUCCUCUGGGCCCCCUCGCCACUGGCGAGCACAAUGUCAAGGUCAGAGUCCAUAGCACUUGCACAAUUACACCACAUUAUAAGAUAUUCUAAGACAAAAGAGUUAGCAUGAUGCAGACACGCAAGGAAUAAAAAGACAAGUAGAGAGAAACCUAAUUGGAACUCUCCCCCGAGCUCGUGCUCGGCGACCACGUAAUUCCCCCAUCUUCAGAGGAGGUGGGGGGAGUACCUUCCCUAUACGUGGAAGUCAACCUCGAAAGGUCUCUAUAUUCAUUUGUCCCGUAUUGAACGACUAUUCCGUUCCAUACCUCGUUCAGACUAUACAUAGUGUCAUACUUCCCGAUCCAACUAUCGAACCUAUGAACCCUCUCAUCUACCUAGGACCAUACAUAAAAAUGGUCCCUAUCAUCCUUACACAAGACUAAUCUGUCGGGCUUAUGUUUAAUUAGUGAAGGAGACCAUAAGUCCGAGCUAAGGAUGACCAUACCUCUGUCGCUCGAGCUCGAGGCCUCGUCAUUUGCUUCAUUCCCCGAUUGCGGACUCCUGCGACGCUGAACUGGGGAUUUUUGCUUAGCACUUCACCUCGGAGGAAGGCUGCCAGUUGGGAGAGGCACAAACUCCCACUUGGUAUAUUUUUUGUUGGACUAGUCGAACGUGGACUGAUCCUUCUCUAGGAGGCCGCAGACUCGAAGCAUAUCUUCAUGAAGAAGAUAGGAAAGGGAGCGCCUGCCGUAGGGAAGUUGGAGCAAAGCCUCCUUAUGCUCUUUCAUCUCCUUGGUGGGAGUGGGUCGACAGUAGUUGGCUGGAAAAAUGAACAUAUUAUGACUAAUGCAAGCCUAAACAAAAAUUCGAGCACAAAAAGAAGAAAUUUUUUAGGUACUUAUGGACUCGCCUGAACGAGUAGUGUCUGGAAGGAGCCAGGCCAUCCGUCCAAAAGAAAGCCUUCUUGAAAUCUGGAGGAUGGUUGGGUAGAUCCUCAAAGAUUUUCUUCUCCUUGAGAUAGCUUGAAAGGUAAUAGAAGUCGUCUCCUCCCCGAGCUCAGGAGGGAUUGCUUUUUAAACAAAAGAGAUACAGAAUCUCCUUUAGUGAAGGUCCUUCCCACUUUAGCGUGGUAAAGCGACCUCAGGGCAGACAAAACCCUGUAAGAAUUGGUGUUGAGCUGGAAAGGGGAGAGCCCAAGGAAGUCCAAGAAGUUCUUGAAAAAGGACUUUAAGGGCAGUAAAGCCUCUGCCCUCAUGUGUUCCUGGCUCCAGGCCGCGUACUUCAGCUUGUUGUCAGGGUUCCCAUCUCCUGGGGUACGAAAACUUCGCUCGUGGGAUGUCGGAGGUCGACACCUCAUGGAGCUCGAUAAUCGAAUGUUGUGGAGGGCCAAGAUGUCGAAGAUCUGCCCUAAUGAAGAAAUCAAGCUCCAGUAGUGCUCGAUCUCGAAGAAUUCUCUCUUCGAGGUGGGAAUGGAGGUUGACUGCGAGGUAGAAGGGAGGUUCGACGGUUCUCCCAUCAGUGAAAAUUGAAGGUCCCCCGGCUUAAAGGCGAUUAUUAUUCUAAGAGUGGGAUCGAGGGGGAUUGGUCUGGGCUCGGGGUCUGGAUCUGGGUAUAUGGCAUCCCUAAGUCUCUUCCUUUUCCUCUCCUCGACCUCGUUGAUUUGACGUCGAAAUUGAUCUCGGGUAUCUUCUUUCUCACGCCUUAGUUGAUGCUCCUGAAUCAGAUGCUGGUUCUGGGUGAAAGGCAACUCUAGGCUCGGAGCCUUCGGUGAGUAAGGAAUUUCGAGCUUUGAACCCCACCGCUUUCUUGAGUUUUGUGACAUCUAGCAAGAGAGCAAAAGAGUGAGGGCUAGGCAAACAAGAAAGUAAGAAUGAAAAUCAAGAUGAUCUAAGCUCAAAUGAUCGAGGCUACAAGGCAAACUCGGUCCAAAGGACGAGGCCAGUCUCGGAGCGUGUAUUCCAUGAAAAGAAAGGAAGGUGGAUUUAUUUUUGAAGAUCCCAAUAUUUCAGGGAAAAAAGUUGGCAGUUACUCAAAAAGUGAUAUUUUUGGGAAACGUACAAUUUAUAAAACCCUAAUUUUGUACCCAAUAUCUUGGUGUACAAGAUAUGUCAUCCGAAAUUCAAAAACUCAGUAAAAGAACCAUGUUUGGGUCUUGUACGCAUGAUCUGGGUUUGGAACCCGUGAUAUUAGAACUUAAGACUAGUAUUUAUCAGCCAUAACACUCUAGUGUGCAAAACUAGUGAGUGAACCAACAUUGCAACAAUAUAAACAUGCAUGAAAACAAUGUAUAUACACGGGCAUACGAAGCUAUGAACAGAUACUAACACAAUGCAGUCGGUGAAAAUAGAGAGAUUGAUGACCGAAUAAGCGGUUGCAAAAAUGAUCUCACGGAGUCGAAGAGGCCAACAUUGCUUUGUCUUCUUGGCUUGGAGAACAUGCAAGAACUGGGAAAAAAUUUCUGGGUUGUUCUUCUUUUGUCUUUCUGAAAGCUUGAACAUGAAAGUAAAGUGGGAAAGACGAGUGGAGACAUAUUUAUAGACCCAUGGGAAUGUAAAAAAGCCAAAUUAAUCUGGGCCAUUGGCCAGAUUCCGUAUCAGAUUCGACGGUCAGGGACCUGUGAAAUGAUAGUACCAUAAAGAUUGGCAGGCGAACGAACGUGGUCAGGGUUCCAAGGCACUCAAGUGCUUAGAUUGGUCAAUGCCCGGCUGACGCGUUUCCAUACUCGAGUGUAUUUGAUGGUACAUUUUUCAAGAGGAGCAGUUCAAAAGUUUCCUUCUCAUAAGAUUCGAACUGAUACUUUUGAGGGGGCAAAAUGUUACACCCAGAUUUUGAGAUAAGAGGUUAUGACCUCGAAAGCUGGGCUCGUCAAGUGUGAGCUCGAAAGGUAUGAAAACAUUGUAUAGUCCAAUUGUAAAAUCUCUAAAGUAAAACUACGACCUCAAAGAUGUGUAGCCUCGGGAUAUUUUCUGAGUUCGAAUGGCACGACACUGGGAUACAUCUGUUACCGUUUGUCUUCUAGAUAAAACAGGCCAAGCUUGGGAAGUGCAAGCUCGGGUGUGAUAGCUUCGACAAUAUCUAUCUACUCUGAGCAUGUCCUGAAGUUGGGUGACAAAUUCGUAACAGUUCCAUAAGUCUUGAUAGUCACAAUGCUGAUUGCUGAUCUUGAAGACCUGAUGAGUCACCUGGGAUAGCCCGUUACGUGUGAAUAUAUUUAUUGUUGUGUAAUCCUGAUAUUUAAGGGAUACCAUUUAGUCUGUUAUCUGUUCCCGAUUCUUAUGGGACGUUUCCAUGUAUAUAGGAGAAAUUUCAUUUAAUGUCAUUAUUUGAAUUGAUAUACAGAAUAUCUUCCCGAAAUAUGUGGGAACGAACUCUGUAACCUUCCCUAUAAAUAGAGGAGGAAUGACCACGUGUAAAGGAUCGAUUUCUGAUUGCUUGAGAGAAAGCUCUGGGUAAUUCGUCUCUGAAGAAUUUCCAGAAAACUCUGAGCCUUAAUAACAUAGACUCGUGGACUAGGCAGAAUUAACUGCUGAACCACGUAAAAACCUUCUUGUUUUUCUUCAUUAUUCAUUCUCUUCAUAGUUCACAUUGUUUAAUUGCUCUACGAUUUAAGUUGACGAAAAACGGUGUCAACAACCUUAAACAAGCAAAAGCAAAUACUCUUCUUCAUCUUCUUCAGUUCAGGAAUCAUGGGAUUAGCCUCUGUCUCGCAGGUUUUCUCUCUCACCUGGGUUCUCUCUCUUUUUCUCGUGGGUUCUCUCUCUCGUGGGCUCUCUCUCUCCUAGGUUUUCUUAUUUGGGGAUUUAUAAAUUUCAUAGCCAUGGAUUGAUACUCGCAGGUUUUCUCUCUCAUCUGGGUUCUCUCUCUCGUGGGCUCUCUCUCUCUUCUAGGUUUUCUUAUUUUGGGAUUUAUCAAUUUCAUAGCCAUGGAUUGAUAACCCAGGUAUAAAAAAGGAGACCAGAGAAAUUGUUUUAAUUUCCCUCAUUUAAAUAUUGAUUAAAAUGUUAGCUAGGGUUACUAGCUAUGGCCUAAAGUUGACAAGAAAGUAAUAAAACUAGUUAGUAUAAUCAUUCAUGUUUGAUGAGAUCAUAGUAAGUAAAUUGUGUACUCUUUUUUUGAUUUAAAUAAAUUUAAAUUACUGUUUGUGAAAGCUUUUUAUUUAAGUUUCACGGACAAUCAGCAAUGAUAGGAAGUAAGGAAUAAACCCAAAACAAUUAUAAUAAUAAGUGUAGUGCAUCUUUGUCUUUUGUUCUUCUCUUCGAAAACUAUUCGUAUCAUUUCCAAUGCAGAUUGAUGCAUUUCCUUUAAAUAUUGACAAUAAUCAUGAUGAGCAUCCUUUCAUUAUUGUUUCAUUGCCUCUUAAUAAAUUAAUGACUUUAAAAAGUCUCAUAACUUUUUUUACUAUUAAUUUAUUGAAUACCACAAUUGAAAGCCUAGGGACUCCUAGAAGGAGGUCGUAGUGAUGAUAAUAAGCAUUGAUAUUGAUUUCAGUAAUUGUGUCUGUUAAUUUUAUGGCAAUGGCCAUGGAUUCCAUCCUACAAAGGAAGAUGGUGAGAUGGUUCUAGUCAUGUUAAUUUAUGUACAAAUCUCAAACUUAACAUACUCUCUCAUUAACAUAAUGGAUGGCUAAGAUUGUUUUGACUAUACUGUUAGAACUUUCAUUUGUGUGUAUGAAUUAUUAAAAAUAAAUGAAAAGUCUUUUUGUGAAUCUCCUUAGUAUUAGAAGUCUCACAUUGAUUAUGAAUACUUCUUUAGAAGUGUAUUUAGAGUGGACACUGCCCCAAGAGAGGAUACCCAUUUUUGUAAAGGUGGGUGCCUGUGAGAAUCCAACUGCUAAGUCCAGUUGGAAUUAGUAUAUGCUUACAUCUCAUAUUAUCUUUCUCAAAUUUCAUUCACAGCAUAAUUUAUUCUUUAUAUGGUAGCUAGUAUAUUGUAUGUGCUAAUUUUUUUCUUCUGGAUUUGGCUUCUUUAGUCCUAUUCCAGCAUCAAAACUUUGGUCAGUGCAACCACACCACAAACAUUUUAGAUCAAUAUGAUAGGCCACCUAUACGCUUUAUUUAUAAUAGGAGGCAUCCUAAAUAGCUCUGUGACUCAUUCUUUAGGAUUUAGCUGUCUAUAGGUUAUUAGUUAAUUAGUCCAACUGCCACUGUAUUACUGGACCGACUAACAUUUUGGGGUUAUCAUGGAGAUAUCUAUACAAUAGGGAAAUAAAAUCAUUGUAAGGGGGGAAAAACUAAGUUUGAUUCUAUUGGAGAGCUUCACCCUCUAAGAUGGUGGAAAUAGGAAGCCGGGGCCUCUCGAAGUUCUUCCAAAUUGUAAUUGUUUAAUAUCAUCAAUAAAGUGAUUUUCUUGUGGGAGUUCGUUUAUUGUGUGGAAAUUCGGAUAGAUAAGUUCUUACCUAGAAAGAAUCUAUCAAUUUGGUGCGGUGAGUUGCGAAUAUGGGGCCAAAGAAGGCAACUGAACGAUCAGACAACGUGGAGGAAAAAAUGGGAACCAUGAAGAUUGAACUUGCAGCAGUCAACGAAUCAAUAUAGGAAAUGGGAAGGCAGAUGCAACAACAACUACAUAAACAGUUUUAGAGUUUCUUGGAGAUUUAAGAAAAUUCAAGAAAAGGUCAAGAAUCGGGAGAGCACUCAGAAAAAGGGUCAGGCAUCAAAGAUAAUUCUGAUCACCGAGAUGAGGACCGCAGGGGCAAUCCACUUGAGAACCAACGAGACAAACCCAAGGUGAGUGACACAAACUGUGGCUGAUCUCAAGGGUCGAACCCUCAUCGUCAAGAACAGCACCUGAAGAAACUCAAAAUGCCAACAUUUGAUGGAGACAAUCUCGACGAGUGGAUCUUGCAGGCUGAGCAAUACUUUUCUUGCUACAACUAUAGUGAAAUGGAAAAAAUAGAAGCAACCUUUAUCUCCUUCACCGGUGAUGCCCUAUUAUGGUAUUAGUAUGAAAUAAAAAAAAGGGCGAUAUUCAGUUGGGAAGAAGUGAAGAGACUCCUACUUAAACAUUUUCGGGACACCCAAUUAGGAUCCACUUAUGACUAAUUCCUCUCCGUUAAACAAGAGGGCUCGAUAGGGGAGUACACCAAGAAUUUCAUUCGGUUAUCAGCACCCUUGGAUAACAUUACCCCUGUAGUUUAGCUGAGUACAAAACCCUCCUGGCUGAGAAGAAUGGGUUCCUAGUAGGACUCAAUGCCAUAGAAACCCAACAACCCCACUUAGAUAUGGAACAACCCAAGUUUUUGUAGCCCACCAUAGCCAAACAUGCCCCCUAUUUGUGGAACCAGAUGGAUUGCCUCCAACAAGACAACCUGAGCAAGCUAUAACUCUUCUACCCAUCACAAAUCCCAUAAGCGUGCGCCCCUACCAUUAUCCGCACUAUCAAAAGAUAGAAGUCGAAAGACUAAUUCAAGACAUGUUGGCCACCGACAUUAUACAGCUCAGUACUAGCCCAUUUUAAAGUCCCGUGUUGCUAGUGAAGAAGAAAUACGACUCUUGGAGGUUUUGCAUCGACUAUAGGGCACUCAACCGUGUGACAAUACCAGAUAAGUACCCUAUUCCAGUCAUAGAUGAAUUAAAUGGUGUUGUAUUCUUCUCUAAACUGGAUUUAAAAUCAUGUUAUCACCAAAUUUUGUUCAAAAAAGAAUAUGUACACAAGACGGUAUUUCGAACUCAUGACGACCAUUACGAAUUCCUAGUCAUGCCCUUUGGGUUGACCAAUGCUCCAACCACCUUUCAAUCACUAAUGAAUGAUAUUUUUCGGCCACUCCUACGGAAGUCGGUUCUAGUAUUUUUUGAUGACAUUCUUGUGUACAGCAAGACCGAAGAAGACCAUGUGCGACACCUAGACCAAGUCUUCACCAUCCUAGCCACUCACAAGUUGUUCGUCAACAAGAAGAAAUAUGCCUUCGACCAGCGGAAAAUUGCUUACUUAGGCCACAUGAUUUCUUUCCAAGGAGUGGCAGCCGAUCCGUAAAAGAUUCAAACAAUGGUAGCGUGGCCAACUCCAACAACUUUGAAGCAACUAAGAGGUUUCCUUAGCCUUAGUGGUUAUUAUAGGAAAUUCAUGGCAAAUUAUGCGCAAAUAGCUCAACCUUUCACAUAUCAAUUAUGAAAAGACCAAUUUGGAUGGACAACAUCAGCUGAAGACGCCUUUCAAGCUCUCAAAUCUGCCACGGUAUCUGUUCCCAUUCUCAAGCUACAGUUAAACAAGAUGUAUAAAGAGAAGUUAAAAACUAAACACUUAAGGAUGUUUGGUUGAGGGUAAUGGAAUGGAAAAUGAUCAAUUUUCAUUUCACUCAUUUGUUUGGUUGCAUUUUAGACAAUUGGAAUAUCAUUUCAAUGAAAUAGUUUCUCCAUCAUUUUGGUGGAAUGACUAUUCCAUUUGAAAAUAGGAGGAAAUACCAUUCCAAUCUGUGGUGGAAUAGAGGAAGAAGACAGUAAUGGCAAGUCGAAGAGUGAUAGUAGAAACAGAGUCAGAAAGCACAACCGAUACACAGACCGAGUCAGAAUCAUCGAAGAAUGACGACUUGAAAUGGUUGAAAGACCUUCCAUAUGAUCCAAUGGGAAAACUUUCAUCCCAUCUCGAAUUCCAGAGAACCCGGGUUGAAUGCAAGGCUGAUGCUCCCAUUCAUAUUGAUAUCGGUUCAGGUUCCAACAAUGGCUAUUGAAAAAGUUCUUAUUGCAAAUAAUACAUCAGUUGUUCAAGACGAAGUUCUUUCCCACAGGUUGGGUCUCAUUCCAAUCAAGGUUGACCCGAGAUGGUUUGAAUAUGCAGACAAUAAUACACAAAAUGAAAAGAACACUAUUGUGUUUAAGCUCCAUGUUCGUUGUGCAAAAGGCAUGCCUCGCAUUGCAGUAAAGUCAAAUGAAUUGAAGUGGUUACCCCAUGGAAGUGAGUUUCCUUUGAUCUCAGAAAAUUUGAAGUCUGGUUCAUCAUCAAAACCAAGAACAUACACAUCAUUCGCUUGUAGCCAGGAUUCCUUUCCAGUGUUUUCCAACAACCCAAUCACAAAUAUGGAAAACAUUAUUAUAUCUAAGCUGGGCCCUGGCUAGGAAAUUGAAUUAGAAGCACACGCUGUUAAAGGCCCGGUAAAACUCAUGCUAAGUGGUCCCAUGUGGCUACUGCCUGGUAUAGGAUGCUUCUUGAGGUUGUAUUAUUGCAAAAAGUUGAAGACGAGUCAGUUGUGGAACUAAAAUAUAAAUGUCCGGUCAAUGUCUUUGAUAUUGAAGAUAUUGGCAACAGUAAACUGAUGUUCUUUUCUCUUAAAAUUCCUUCUUGAUAUGAUUAUAAAUCUUUCUUCUUUUUGUCAGACUUUUUUUUUUCUUUUUAUUUCUUUCUUGAUUGUCAAUUCGAACAUUCAACAGGUAAGAAACGAGCUACAGUAGCACAUCCACACGAUUGAACUCUUUGUAGGGAGUGCAUCAUAGGUGGCGAACAAUGGAAGGAUCGUGUUUCAUUACACCGAGUUAAAGAUCAUUUCAUAUUGGCCAGAUUUAAUGAGGUUGUUGCAAAGGCUCUGCCAGGGGGAGAGCUUAGAAAAAAAAAUCAAGAACUAGUUGAAGAAGAUAUUGAUGUUUGGGUUGCUGGUAAUUAUGAGAUUAGGGUGGCUGCCACUAUGAUGCUGUUGCUAAUUCAACAGCCUCUGUAGUGCUUUCAGCUGGCUUAAACUAUUGAGUUCCAUGCAUGUUUGGUGUUAUGACUUGUGCGACAUGGAUCGGGUGUCAAACCGAGCUGGUGCCUAGAUGGCGUGCAGCAAAUUGAGAUGGUGUCAUUGUUCGAGCACCAUCUUUAAAAAAAAAAUUUGGGUAGUUCAGAUGGUCAGACAUAAUUUGAGUCGAUCCUAGGCACCUACAUAGUAGUAGGCUUGCUCUAGUUUCAUGGGAACUAAAAGAUACUCCUUGCAAGUUAAGAAUUGCAAGGGCUUCUUCUACAUUAAAAAUUUUGAACUUCAUUGCUAAAUAUCAAAUAUUACAUUGCAUAAUACCA
Humulus lupulus (European hop) is the source of this 36119-nucleotide messenger RNA. RefSeq lists its product as uncharacterized. Lineage: Eukaryota; Viridiplantae; Streptophyta; Magnoliopsida; Rosales; Cannabaceae. The transcript is spliced from 8 exons. The coding region runs from base 20134 to 21135 and encodes 333 amino acids. The record is from RefSeq and is a predicted model, not a curated record.